AUGCCAGACGAGCCGCCCGUGCUCACAGCCGUCUCCAGCUCCGCCCGCCAGCUGUUCACACUGCUGCGCUGCAUCGCGUUUGCGUCCAAGGCACACGUACAGCUGAGCCAUGAGGGGCUGAAGUUCUCGGUCGACGAGGCGAGCGUCAUGGAGGCCUCUGCCUUCCUCGACAAGUCGCUCUUCACCACAUACAGCUUCCAUGCGCCGCCCGUUCCACCCCCGUCCGCAGACUCCGACGACGAAGAAGCGACCCCCCCCCUGACCUUCCACAUCUCCCUUGCCGCGCUACUCGAAACCCUCCAGAUCUUCGGCCUCACCGACCCCGAUGCCUCCAGGCCGCCAUGGGCGCGCGACAACCCCUACCCAACGAGCACCGCCUUCUCGAACAACGUCCUUGGCAUGAACAACCUGUGUCGAAUCACGUACGAUGCGCCUGGUGCUCCGCUCUCGGUCAUCCUCACCGAGGCCAGCAUACGCACAUCAUGCGACCUCACGACCUACCAGCCCGAGUACACCGAUGAGAUACCUUUCGACCGCCAGAGCCUGGCCUUCAAGACCAUCAUGCGCGGUAGCUGGCUGCACGACGCUAUCCUGGAGCUCUCGUCCACCUCUCCAGAGAAGCUGACCAUGUACGCCAGGAUGGUACGCGGGAAGCCACUCUUCGCCUUGUCUUCGACCGGUACUCUUGGCUCAGCGAGAGUCGAGUUCAACAACCAGCCGCCCAAAUCCACGCUCCGCCCAACUGCAGCCAAGCCCGAUGAGGCCAACACACCGCCAGUGAACCUCCUCGAGACCUUCCAGCUCUCAGAUCCAGAUACCGUUCUCCGGGCGAGCUACAAGUAUAGCUUAAUCCAGAAAGCUGCCCGCGCAAUGAGCGUAGCUACCAAAGUCAGUGUGAGAGUCGAUAUGCAGGGUGUGCUGAGUAUGCAGUUCAUGAUCGAGGUCGAGGCUGCGGCUGGCGGUGGCUCGAGCCAAGUGAGCUUCGUCGACUUCCGGUUCGUGCCGCUUGUGGACGAUGAGGAUGAGGGUGGCGACGAAGGGGAAACGUUGAUGCAGAACGGAGAGGGUGAUGACAGUCACGAUGCAUUUUGA
Macroventuria anomochaeta is the source of this 1092-nucleotide messenger RNA. RefSeq names its product DNA repair protein-like protein Rad1. Gene Ontology annotation, biological process: DNA damage checkpoint signaling; DNA repair. The record is from RefSeq and is a predicted model, not a curated record. The coding region runs from base 1 to 1092 and encodes 363 amino acids. Gene Ontology annotation, cellular component: checkpoint clamp complex. NCBI's taxonomy places the organism in Eukaryota, Fungi, Ascomycota, Dothideomycetes, Pleosporales, Didymellaceae. The transcript is spliced from 2 exons.